AGCAGUUCCCAGCCGUCUGCCUGACAGGAAACGUGCAGACCUCCGGGCCGGCGCUGCUCGCGAGGGUGGGGCUCCGGAGAGGGGGCGGUGCGUGGUCCGGACUCUUGGCAUCUCUUUCUGCAGCUGGUAUUGAUGUCUUAAAAAAAAAAAAGAGGAUUUAGUAAAGUGUUUGGAUUUUACUGAAACUCAGCAAAGAUGGCCAAGUAUGGAGAACAUGAGGCCAGGCCUGAUGACGGGCAGAACGAAUUUAGUGACAUCAUUAAGUCCCGAUCUGAUGAACACAAUGACGUGCAGAAGAAAACCUUUACCAAAUGGAUAAAUGCCCGCUUUUCAAAGAGUGGGAAACCGCCCAUCAGUGAUAUGUUCACAGACCUCAAAGAUGGAAGGAAACUGUUGGAUCUUCUGGAAGGCCUCACGGGAGCAUCGCUGCCGAAGGAACGUGGUUCCACAAGGGUGCAUGCUUUAAAUAAUGUCAACAGAGUGCUGCAGGUUUUACAUCAGAACAAUGUGGAUUUGGUGAAUAUCGGAGGGACGGACAUUGUAGAUGGGAAUCACAAGCUGACGCUGGGCUUGCUGUGGAGCAUUAUUUUGCACUGGCAGGUAAAAGAUGUGAUGAAGGACAUCAUGUCAGCCUUGCAGCAGACAAAUAGCGAGAAGAUCCUGCUGAGCUGGGUGCGCCAGUCCACCAGGUCAUAUAGCCAGGUCAACGUCCUCAACUUCACCACCAGCUGGACAGACGGACUCGCCUUUAAUGCCCUGCUCCACCGACAUAAACCUGAUCUCUUCAGCUGGGAUAGAGUUCUCAAGAUGUCUCCCACUGAGAGACUUGAACAUGCCUUCGAGGCUCAAACGUACUUGGGAAUUGAAAAGCUGUUAGAUCCUGAAGAUGUUGCUGUUCAGCUUCCUGACAAGAAAUCCAUAAUUAUGUAUUUAACAUCUUUGUUUGAGGUGCUACCUCAGCAAGUCACCAUCGAUGCCAUCCGUGAAGUAGAGACUCUCCCAAGGAAAUACAAGAGAGAAUGUGAAGAAGGGGAUAUGAAUAUACAGGUAAAGAGCUCAGCGCCGGAGGAGGAGCACGGGAGCCCCCGGGCCGACACCCCCAGCACCGUCACCGAGGUGGACAUGGACCUGGACAGCUAUCAGACAGCCCUGGAGGACGUGCUGACCUGGUUGCUUUCUGCCGAGGACACGUUCCAGGAGCAGGAUGACAUCUCGGAGGAUGUGGAGGAAGUCAAGGAGCAGUUUGCCACCCACGAAGCUUUUAUGAUGGAGCUGACUGCACACCAGAGCAGUGUGGGGAGCGUCCUGCAGGCAGGGAACCAGCUGAUAACACAAGGGACUCUGUCCGAUGAAGAGGAGUUUGAAAUUCAGGAGCAGAUGACCCUGCUGAAUGCUAGAUGGGAGGCCCUCAGGGUGGAGAGUAUGGACAGACAGUCCCGGCUGCAUGACGUGCUGAUGGAGUUGCAGAAGCAGCAGCUGCAGCAGCUCUCUGCCUGGUUGACGCUCACGGAAGAACGCAUUCAGAAGAUGGAGACCUGUCCCCUGGAUGACGAUUUACAAUCCUUGCAAAAGCUGCUAGAAGAUCAUAAAAGCUUGCAAAAUGAUCUUGAGGCUGAGCAGGUGAAGGUAAAUUCGUUAACUCACAUGGUGGUGAUUGUUGAUGAAAACAGCGGUGAGAGUGCCACAGCCGUCCUGGAAGAUCAGCUACAGAAACUUGGUGAACGUUGGACAGCAGUGUGCCGAUGGACUGAGGAACGCUGGAAUAGGUUACACGAAAUCAACAUCUUGUGGCAGGAAUUAUUGGAAGAACAGUGCUUGCUGAAAGCUUGGCUAACCGAAAAAGAAGAGGCGUUAAAUAAAGUCCAGACGAGCAACUUCAGAGACCAAAAGGAGCUAAGCAUCAGUGUUCGUCGCCUGGCUAUUUUGAAGGAAGACAUGGAAAUGAAGCGUCAAGCCUUGGACCAGCUGAGUGAGAUUGGCCAGGAUGUGGGCCAAUUACUUGAUAACCCUAAGGCAUCUAAGAAGAUCAACAGUGAUUCCGAGGAACUGACUCAGAGAUGGGAUUCUCUGGUUCAGAGACUAGAAGAUUCCUCCAACCAGGUGACUCAGGCUGUAGGAAAGCUGGGGAUGUCCCAAAUUCCUCAGAAGGACCUUUUGGAGACUGUUCACAUAAGAGAACAAGUGACCACCAAAAGGUCUAAGCAAGAACUGCCUCCUCCUCCUCCUCCAAAGAAGAGACAGAUCCCCGUGGAUGUGGAAGCGAAGAAAAAGUUUGAUGCCCUGAGUGCAGAGCUGCUGGACUGGAUUUUGAAAUCAAAGACUGCCAUUCAGGCCACAGAGAUAAAAGAAUAUAAGAAGAUGCAAGAGACUUCAGAAAUGAAAAAGAAGUUGAAGGGAAUAGAAAAAGAACAGACAGAAAGAAGACCCAGACUAGACGAAUUAAACAAAACUGGACAAAUCCUUUUGGAGCAAAUGGGAAAAGAAGGUCUUCCGACUGAAGAUAUAAAGCAUAUCCUGGAGAAGGUAUUAUCUGAAUGGAAGACUGUAUCUCAGCAUUUGGAAGAUUUGGCAAGAAAGAUUCAGCUCCAGGAAGAUACAAACACUUAUUUUAAGCAACUCGACGAGCUUGACAAGACCAUAAAGACAAAGGAGGAGUGGCUAGAACAUGCCCCCUCUUCGGCAUCCCCCCAGCAGGCCUUGCGGAGUGUGAAGCGGGAACUGACGAGUCUCCUUGGCCUCCACCCCGGAAUUGAAACGGUGCGUGCCAGCUGCGCAGCCCUGAAGUCUAGGCCUUCUGCCCCCGAUUUUGUCCAGCAGAGCUUUGAACGCCUCCUGGGCCGCUACCAAUCUGUGCAGCAGGAUUUAGAGGAUCGUCAGCAACAGCUAGAGAACGAGAUGAAGAGCCAACCUGGACAUGCAUAUUUGGAAACGUUGAAAACUCUGAAAGAUAUGCUAAAUGAUUUAGAAAGCAAGGCCCAGACAUCGCUGGAUGUCUUGAAUGAACCUGCAAAGGUGGAGAAGGCCCUGCAGGAAAAAAAGGCUCUUGAUGAAAUCCUUGAGAAUAAAAAACCUACAUUAUUUAAACUUGCAGAAGAAACAAAGGCUUUGGAGAAAAACGUUUCUCCAGAUGUAGGAAAAAUGUAUAAUCAAGAAUUCAACGAUGUUCAAGGAAAGUGGAACAAAGUGAAGGUCAAGGUUUCCAAAGAUCUGCAUUUGCUUGAAGAAAUGAUCCCCAAACUGAGAGCUUUUGAGGCUGAUUCGAAAGUCAUUGAGAAGUGGAUGGAGGGUGCGAAAGACUUCUUAAUGGAAGAGCAGGCUGUCCAGGGAGAUGCUGAAGGGCUACAAAGGCAGCUUGACCAAUGCUCGGCUUUUGUUAACGAAAUAGAUACAGUGGAAUCAUCGCUGAAAAACAUGAAGGAAGUAGAGACACACCUUCGAAGUUGUCCAGUUGCUGGAAUCGAAACCUGGGUGCAGACCAAACUAGUUGACUACCAAACCCAACUGGAGAAAUGUAGCAAGGAGAUUUCUAUUCACAAAAAUAAGUUGUCUGAAAGACAGGAAAAAGUGGUGAAUCUGAAGAAAGAUUUGUCAGAGAUGCAAGAAUGGAUGACCCAGGAGGAAGAAGAAUACCUGGAGAGAGAUUUUGAAUACAAGUCACCGGAAGAACUUGAGAGUGCCGUGGAAGAAAUGAAGAGGGCGAAAGAGGAUGUGUUGCAGAAGGAGGUGAAAGUGAAGAUUCUGAAGGACAACAUCAAGUUAAUGGCUAAAAAGGUGCCCUCUGCUGGCCAGGAGUUGACAUCUGAGCUGGAUGUUGUGCUGGAGAAUUACCAGCUUCUUUGCAACAGAAUUCGAGGAAAGUGCCACACGCUCGAGGAGGUAUGGUCUUGUUGGAUUGAACUUCUUCACUAUUUGGACCUUGAGACCAGCUGGCUGAACACUCUGGAAGAGCGAAUGAGGAGCACAGGCCUGCCGGAGAAGGCAGACGCUAUCAACGAGGCCCUGGAGUCUCUAGAAUCUGUUUUGCGACAUCCAGCAGAUAAUCGCACCCAGAUUCGGGAACUUGGCCAGACUCUGAUUGAUGGAGGGGUCCUUGAUGACAUAAUCAGUGAGAAACUGGAGGCUUUCAACAGUCGAUAUGAAGAAUUGAGUCACUUGGCAGAGAGCAAGCAGAUUUCUUUGGAAAAACAACUCCAGGUCCUGCGGGAAACUGAUCACAUGCUUCAAGUUUUGCAGGAGAGCUUACGAGAGCUGGACAAGCAGCUCACAACCUACCUGACGGACAGGGUAGACGCCCUCCAAGUUCCGCAGGAAGCUCAGAAAAUGCAAGCAGAGAUCUCUGCCCAUGAGCUAACGCUGGAGGAGUUGAGAAGAAAUGCGCGCUCUCAGCCUCCGACCUCCCCGGAAGGCAGGACUGCUAGAGGAGGAAGUCAGAUGGAUGUCCUGCAGAGGAAACUUCGAGAGGUAUCCACCAAGUUCCAGCUUUUCCAGAAGCCUGCGAACUUCGAACAGCGCAUGCUUGACUGCAAGCGUGUACUGGAUGGUGUGAAAGCAGAACUGCAUGUGCUGGAUGUGAAGGACGUGGAUCCUGAUGUCAUCCAGACCCACCUGGACAAGUGUAUGAAACUCUAUAAAACUCUAAGUGAAGUCAAGCUUGAAGUGGAGACAGUAAUCAAAACAGGAAGGCACAUUGUUCAGAAGCAGCAAACCGACAACCCCAAGGGGCUGGACGAGCAGCUGACUUCUCUAAAGGUGCUCUACAAUGACCUGGGUGCCCAGGUGACGGAGGGAAAACAGGAUCUGGAAAGAGCAUCCCAGUUGGCCCGGAAAAUGAAGAAAGAGGCUGCUUCUCUCUCAGAGUGGCUUUCGGUGACUGAAACGGAACUGGUACAGAAAUCCAAUUCGGAAGGUUUGCUUGGAGACUUGGAUACAGAGAUUUCCUGGGCUAAAAAUAUUCUGAAGGAUCUGGAAAAGAAAAAAGCUGAUUUAAAUACCAUCACAGAGAGUAGUGCUGCCCUUCAGAACUUGGUCGAGGGCAGCGAGCCUGUUUUAGAAGAGAGGCUCUGUGUCCUCAACGCUGGGUGGAGCAGAGUACGCACCUGGACUGAGGAUUGGUGCAAUACCUUAAUGAGCCAUCAGAAUCAGCUAGAAAUAUUUGAUGGAAACGUUGCUCAUAUAAGUACCUGGCUUUAUCAAGCUGAAGCCCUAUUGGAUGAGAUUGAAAAAAAACCAGCAAGUAAACAGGAAGAAGUUGUGAAGCGUUUACUAUCUGAGCUGGAUGAUGCCAGACUGCAAGUUGAGGAUGUUCGCGAUCAAGCCGUUGUUUUGAUGAAUGCUCGUGGAGGCUCGUGCAGGGAACUUGUAGAACCCAAAUUAGCUGAGCUGAAUAGAAACUUUGAAAAGGUGUCUCAACACAUCGAAAGUGCCAAUCUGCUAAUUGGCCAGGAACCAUUAUCAUACCAAUCUCUGGCCACCACUGAAGCACUUGAAGCUGAUGUGCCUUUCUCUGACUUGGAAAAAUUAGAAAGUGACAUAGAAUAUAUGUUAAAAGUUGUGGAAAAGCCCUUGGAAUCCAGUAAUGAAGAUGAAAAGAUGGAUGAGGAAAGAGCCCAAAUUGAGGAAGUUCUACAAAGAGGAGAACAAAUGUUACAUCAACCUAUGGAGGAUAAUAAAAAAGAAAAGAUCCGUUUGCAGUUAUUACUUUUGCACACAAGAUACAACAAAACGAAGGCAAUUCCUAUUCAACAGAAGACAACAGGCCAACUGGCUUCCGGAAUUAAAUCAUCACUUCUCCCUACAGAUUAUUUGGUUGAAAUUAACAAGGUUUUACUUUCUAUGGAUGAUGCUGAGUUAUCACUUAAUACUCCAGAGCUAAGCACUGCUGUGUAUGAAGACUUCUCUUUUCAAGAAGAUGCUCUGAAGAAUAUCAAAGACCAACUGGACAAACUUGGAGAGCAGAUCGCAGUCAUUCACGAGGAACAACCAGAUGUUAUCCUCGAAGCUUCUGUACCUGAAGUCAUGCAGAUCCGGGAUAUGCUAACUCAACUGGAUGCAAAAUGGGACAGAAUUAAUAGAAUGUAUGAUGAUCGUAAAGGUUAUUUUGACAGGACUAUGGAAGAAUGGAGACAGUUCCACUGUGACCUUAAUGACCUCACCCAGUGGACAACUGAAGCUGAAGAGUUACUGGCUGACACCUUGGCUCCAGAUGGUGGCCUGGACCUAGAGAAAGCCAGAGUCCACCAGGAGGAACUUGAAGAGGGGAUCAACAGUCACCAGCCCAGUUUUGCAGCACUAAACAGAACUGGGGACGGGAUUGUCCAGAGACUCUCCCCCACAGAUGGGAGCUUCUUAAAAGAAAAGCUGGCAGGUCUAAACCAACGUUGGGGUGCCAUCAUCGCAGAAGUGAAGGAUCGGCAGCCAAGGCUAAAAGGAGAAAGCAAGCAAGUGAUGGAAUAUAGAAAGAGACUAGACGAGAUUAUCUGUUGGUUAACAAAAGCAGAGAAUGCUGUGCAAAAGAGAUCCACCACCGAGCUGGAAGAAAACCGGAAAGAAUUAACAGACUUAAACCAGGAGAUGGACAUACAAGCUGAGAAACUCAAAUGGCUGAAUAGAACUGAACUGGAAAUGCUUUCAGAUAAAAGCCUGAGUUUACAUGAAAGAGAAAAGAUUUCAGAAAGCUUAAGAACUGUAAAUUCAACCUGGAAUAAGGUAUGCAGAGACGUGCCGAGUGCACUGAAGGAAUGCGUCCCGGAGCCCUGUUCUGUUUCUCAGUCAAGAACUGCUGCUCAUCCUGGUGCCCUAAAGGUGGUGCUAGUAUCCUCUGCAUCAGAAUCUUCUGCUCAGUCUCCUCGUACUUCAGAAAUUUCAAUCCCUGCUGAUCUGGAUAAAACGAUAACAGAACUAGCCGACUGGUUGGUAUUGAUCGACCAGAUGCUGAAGUCCAACAUUGUCACUGUCGGGGAUGUGGAAGAGAUCAAUAAGACGGUUUCCAGAAUGAAAAUCACAAAGGCGGACUUGGAACAGCGCCACCCUCAGCUUGAUUAUGUUUUUACACUGGCUCAGAAUUUGAAAAAUAAAGCUUCCAGUUUAGAUGUGAGAACAGCAAUAACAGAAAAAUUGGAGAAGGUCAGGAACCAGUGGGAUAGCACUCAGCAUGGUGUAGAGUUGCGGCAGCAACAGCUGGAGGACAUGGUGAUUGACAGCCUACAGUGGGAUGACCACAGAGAAGAGACUGAAGAACUUAUGAGAAAAUAUGAGGCUCGACUCUAUAUUCUUCAACAAGCCCGAAGGGAUCCACUUAUCAAACAAAUUUCUGAUAAUCAAAUACUGCUUCAAGAACUGGGUCCUGGCGACGGGAUCGUGAUGGCGUUCGAUAACAUCCUGCAGAAGCUGCUGGGAAAAUAUGGUAGCGAUGACACGAGGAACGUGAAAGAAACCACCGAGUAUCUGAAAGCAUCAUGGAUCAAUCUCAAACAAAGCAUUGCUGACAGACAGAAUGCCUUGGAGGCUGAGCUGAGGGCAGUGCAGGCCUCUCGCAAGGACCUAGAGAAUUUCCUAAAGUGGCUACAAGAAGCAGAAACCACAGUGAAUGUCCUUGCAGAUGCCUCUCAGCGGGAGAAUGCUCUUCAGGAUACUGUCUUGGCCAAGGAGCUCACACAGCAGAUGCAGGACAUCCAGGCGGAAAUUGAUGCCCACAAUGACAUAUUUAAAAGUAUUGAUGGGAACAGGCAGAAGAUGGUAAAAGCACUAGGAAAUUCUGAAGAGGCUACUAUGCUUCAACAUCGACUCGAUGAUAUGAACCAAAGGUGGAACGACUUGAAAGCAAAAUCUGCUAGCAUCAGGGCCCAUUUGGAGGCCAGUGCUGAGAAGUGGAACCGGUUGCUGAUGUCCCUGGAAGAACUGAUCAAAUGGCUGAAUAUGAAAGAUGAAGAGCUUCAACAACAAAUGCCUAUUGGAGGGGAUGUUCCAGCCUUACAGCUCCAAUAUGAUCAUUGUAAAGCACUGAGACGUGAGUUAAAGGAGAAGGAAUAUUCUGUCCUGAAUGCAAUAGACCAAGCUCGAGUUUUCCUGGCUGAUCAGCCGAUUGAGGCCCCCGAGGAACCAAGAAGAAACAUACAAUCAAAAACAGAAUUGACUCCCGAGGAGAGAGCCCAAAAGAUUGCCAAAGCCAUGCGCAAACAGUCUUCGGAAGUUAAAGAGAAGUGGGAAAGUCUAAAUGCUGUAACUAGUAACUGGCAAAAGCAGGUGGACAAGGCGUUGGAGAAACUCAGAGACCUUCAGGGAGCCAUGGACGACCUAGAUGCUGACAUGAAGGAGGCAGAGGCCGUGAGGAAUGGCUGGAAGCCCGUCGGCGACUUACUCAUCGACUCGCUGCAGGAUCACAUUGAAAAAACCAUGGCAUUUAGAGAAGAAAUUGCACCAAUCAACUUAAAAGUUAAAACAAUGAAUGAUUUAUCGAGUCAGCUGUCUCCACUUGACCUGCACCCAUCUCUGAAGAUGUCUCGCCAGCUAGAUGACCUUAAUAUGCGAUGGAAACUUCUGCAGGUUUCUGUGGACGAUCGCCUUAAGCAGCUUCAGGAAGCCCAUAGAGAUUUUGGACCAUCUUCUCAGCAUUUUCUCUCCACUUCAGUCCAGCUGCCGUGGCAAAGAUCCAUUUCACAUAAUAAAGUGCCCUAUUACAUCAACCAUCAAACACAGACAACCUGUUGGGAUCAUCCCAAAAUGACUGAACUCUUUCAAUCCCUUGCUGACCUGAAUAAUGUGCGUUUCUCUGCCUACCGCACGGCUAUCAAAAUCCGAAGACUACAGAAAGCACUGUGUUUGGAUCUCUUAGAGUUGAGUACAACAAAUGAAGUUUUCAAACAGCACAAGCUGAACCAAAAUGACCAGCUCCUUAGUGUUCCAGAUGUCAUCAACUGCCUGACAACAACUUACGACGGCCUUGAACAGCUGCAUAAAGAUCUGGUCAAUGUUCCACUCUGUGUGGAUAUGUGUCUCAACUGGUUGCUCAAUGUAUAUGACACGGGUCGGACUGGAAAAAUUAGAGUGCAGAGUCUGAAGAUUGGAUUGAUGUCUCUCUCUAAAGGUCUCUUAGAAGAAAAAUACAGAUAUCUCUUUAAGGAAGUGGCAGGACCUACAGAAAUGUGUGACCAGCGGCAGCUGGGCCUUUUACUUCACGAUGCCAUCCAGAUCCCCCGGCAGCUGGGAGAAGUGGCAGCUUUUGGAGGCAGCAAUAUUGAACCCAGUGUCCGCAGCUGCUUCCAACAGAAUAACAACAAGCCAGAGAUAAGUGUGAAAGAGUUUAUAGACUGGAUGCGUCUAGAACCACAGUCCAUGGUUUGGCUGCCAGUUUUACAUCGAGUGGCAGCAUCUGAAACUGCAAAACAUCAGGCCAAAUGCAACAUCUGUAAAGAAUGUCCAAUUGUUGGAUUCAGGUAUAGAAGCUUAAAGCAUUUUAACUAUGAUGUCUGCCAGAGUUGCUUUUUUUCGGGCCGAACAGCAAAAGGUCAUAAAUUACAUUAUCCAAUGGUGGAAUAUUGUAUACCUACAACAUCUGGGGAAGAUGUUCGCGACUUCACAAAGGUGCUGAAGAAUAAGUUCAGAUCAAAGAAAUACUUUGCCAAACAUCCUCGGCUUGGCUACCUGCCUGUUCAGACCGUUCUAGAAGGUGACAACUUAGAGACUCCUAUCACACUCAUCAGUAUGUGGCCAGAGCAUUAUGACCCUUCACAGUCUCCUCAGCUGUUUCAUGAUGAUACCCAUUCAAGAAUAGAGCAAUAUGCCACACGACUGGCCCAAAUGGAAAGGAGCAAUGGAUCUUUCCUCACUGAUAGCAGCUCUACCACAGGAAGUGUGGAGGACGAGCAUGCCCUCAUCCAGCAGUAUUGCCAGACUCUCGGAGGAGAGUCCUCCGUGAGCCAGCCCCAGAGUCCAGUUCAGAUCCUGAAGUCAGUAGAAAGGGAAGAACGCGGAGAACUGGAGCGGAUCAUCGCUAACUUGGAGGAAGAACAAAGAAAUUUGCAGGUGGAAUACGAGCAGCUGAAGGAACAGCACCUGAGAAGGGAACUCCCAGUGGGCUCACCUCCAGACUCUACUGUGUCUCCUCAUCACACAUCUGAGGAUUCAGAACUUAUAGCAGAAGCAAAACUGCUCAGGCAGCACAAGGGUCGGCUGGAGGCCCGGAUGCAGAUUUUAGAAGAUCACAACAAGCAGUUGGAGUCUCAGCUCCACCGACUUCGACAGCUGCUGGAGCAGCCUGAAACUGAUUCCCGAAUCAAUGGCGUCUCCCCCUGGGCUUCCCCUCAGCGAUCUGCACUGAGCCACUCGCUCGAUCCUGAUGCCGGCCCACAGUUCCACCAAGCAGCAGCGGAGGACCUGCUGGUCCCCCCUCAUGACACCAGCACUGACCUCACGGAGGUGAUGGAGCAGAUCAACAGUUCGUUUCCAUCCUGCUGCUCAAAUCCCUCCAGCAGGCCACAGGCAAUGUGAAGUACUCAUCUAGCCAACAAACAUUUCCUGACCUUCAGUAUUGACCUUUCCAGCAAAUGCCAGUCCAAGUCCCAUUUAAUCAGAAGCUCCAUGGCUCUUUCAAACAGGCUGCUGAGCGCCGACUGUGUGUCCUACUGAAGGGGUGGAAACUGACUAUCCAAAGAGAGAAGGAUAUUUUGUUUUUAUAGUAAUCCUAUGUUAUUGUUUUCUCCUUCCCUUUCUAUGCAACUGUAAAUGAAUGAACAGAGAGGUAUUGGGAAAUGGUAAUACAUUUGUAUACUGUACACAGCAUUGGGAAAGUGGGUGGGGGCUUUCUAAUGUGAUACUUGUUUUUAAUAACCGUGACAAAAAUUGCAUAGGAACUAGGAGACAGUUUUACAUUCCUUUCUAUUAACCUUGUACAAUAACUUCGUGUAUUUUUUCAACUCUUUUACCUGUAUGGUUAUUUAUAAACUCAUCAGCCACACGACCAAAUAGAUUUCCUAUAUUUGUUUUCAUGAUUUGGCCAAUUAAUAGGUUCAUAUACUUCAGUCAGUUAUAUUACAGGUGUAUGGAUCAGGCUACAGCUCUGUGUAUACUUUUUAACUUUAUUUGACAACAUAUACUUAAUUUUUUCUUAGCAACCACUUGGAUAACUACCAUAAAAAGCCAGUGGGUCUAACUGGCAUGUCCAUUUGGUAUUUUUCCCUGCAUUUUAUUUGCCUGCUCUAUAUAAGUAGCUCUUGAUUUCUUUAUUUAUUUCAUCCCUCUGAGUUUAUAUGAUAGAGGAGACUUAAAGCAGAUUUAUAAUAAUCUCACAGCUCAUUUUACCAAAGGUUGCCUAUUAGGCAUAUUUUUAUUUUUGGCACAGAAACAACACUUAGUACAAUCUUUCCUAGUUCCCAGAUCUUGAUUUUCAUCAUUAAAUACACAGCAGACCUUUAACCAAUUAUAAUGCCAGACACAUUAUUGUCUUUGGUUCCCUUUAAAGAAAAUUGUAUUGUUGUUUAUGUAUAUUAAGUCCCUUAUAAUUCUUGAAACUUCCAGUUCUUUUCUUUUUUAAAGCAGACACAAAUUGAGUGCACAUCUCAUUUCCCCUUUUGGGUGAAUAAACAGAUUUUUAUUGUCCUUUAUGUAACCCGUACAUUUGGGAAGAAUGUAUCAAAAGCCUAUGCCACUACUUCUGCAGAAGAAUGAAAUUAAAUGCUUGGAUGGUCGUACCCUGCCUAAUUUUGAGUUCAUUCAAGUAGGCAUUUGGUUUAACUUCUGUUUAGCAUUUAAUUCACUCAGUUUAAACAUGGUAUAUACUUACCAAAUGUAGAGAAUUUUUUUUUAAGUUAAAGUAAUGUGUUUUGAUUCAAGCACAUAUGCUUUUAAAACAGCAGGACAGUUUAACUUUGGGUUCUCUUGACCUGGGAUCUGGCCAGAAGGAGGCUUAAAGUUAGAAAUUCUAUUCUUUGUGAAUAGGUCGGGUGGGUUAGGGGGCAAGGGUGUCUAUUUGCAGCAUAGAUAUUUUGAGAAGAUUGUUUUAUACAAGAGGAAAGCCAUGACCACCUUUCUACCUCAGACCCGUCUUCAUCCAUUGUGUCAGAAACAGCUUUACACUGCUACAGUCUGCAAAACUUAAAGCUUUUAUCAGCCACAUUAUACCCAAGAAAAGUAUCUAUUUAAAGAAGAAAAAAAAAUCCCUGGACUCUGAACUACAAGUUGUAGAUUUGGUGUCUUCCUUGUUCUUUGAAAAAGUUAUGUAUUAGUUUUUUCCUGCCUGUAAUUGUGUGCAACACGUCCUCUAUCUGCUAUUAAGGAAAAACUACAUAAAACACUACAUUGUAACCUUGUAAGAAAUAUUAAAUAAAAAGAAAUAUAAUGCAGUAAAACCAAGGGGAAAUAAGUAUGUAGUUAUUUGGAAAUAUGUGGUCAAGUACUAACCAUAGACUAUCAUCUAAUGUGGUUACAUGUAUUUUUCAUCCUGAAUAAAAGUAAUUUUAACACAA
Molecule: messenger RNA, 12458 nt
Organism: Myotis lucifugus (little brown bat)
Lineage: Eukaryota; Metazoa; Chordata; Mammalia; Chiroptera; Vespertilionidae
Gene: UTRN
Product: utrophin
Biological process (GO): synaptic signaling
Cellular component (GO): plasma membrane
Molecular function (GO): zinc ion binding; protein binding
Source: RefSeq, a predicted model, not a curated record